AUGCCAGACUCGAAUGAAGCUGUGCCAGCACCAUGCUUGGUCAUCAAGGAGGACAUCAACAAGUGGUGAGUCCUGAAAGGCUGAAAGGAAUCAAUACAAUUACAAGUGCUUAUAUGUACAGUUUUAUAUUAUUUAAUGAAUCCUUACAUGUUCUUUGGGUGUAGUGGAUUUAAGUGCCUUUAAAAAGUACCUUGUUAAAAAAAAACUCAUAACUCACUCUGGUCAAGUUUUAUCUAUUCUAUGUCAAUAAAUAGGCAUGCAUCCACAUGAACUGUUUUUCCCUGUUAGAUGAUCAUUUAAUGGAGCUAAAAAUCUUGUUUACACCAUAGUGACAUUCACAUGGGGCUCCUUACAGUAACAUAAAUGUCUUGAGGAGCACAGAUAGAUUGGAGGUCUAAAAUAGGCAGCCGCAUGUAUGACCUAUUGCAGUGAGGGAGGGGCAGCACAUUCCUGCUUGCUGCUUCAUGUUACGUUCAGACAUUUGGUGAGUGUCCACGUGCAGUGGUGAUUAGUGUGAGUGGAGCCGCUGUGCAGAUUAUACACUGUUCUUCACCAAAUGCAGAUAGUAGCAGCUGUGAGGCUUUGAGAUGACAUACUGGAGAAGACACUGUUAUAAUCCGUGUAUUGCACAUGCAGACUAAGUUUAAAGACAUUCUGUCAAUGCUGCAUAGAGUUACAGGUGACACAAAAUCCAAUGUGUUCAUUUAUUUCACAUCUGAACCAUCAAAUUGAGAUACUUUGACUUAAGUCUUGUAUGCAAAAACUAAAUUCUGGCAGAUUUUUUUUUUACAUCUGGGUUUUGUGUUUCAGUGUCAGGGAGAAAGGAGCAGAAAGCUGUAAAGAUCUGGUGGAUGCCUUCCAGGCUUGUAUAAAAACUCUGUCAGAGGGAUCGUAACACACAAGAAAAUUCGUCCUAGUAAAAUGUAAGUUCACAAAAUGACAGUAUUAUAUACUCUUUUACUGUAUACAGAAUCAAAGAUCAUAAAACACAAGUUCUGUGCUCACACAGAUACUUUUAAUGCAUCAUAACGGGCUUUCUAAGGAUUUUCCUUUUGAGCUUUGUUAUGUACAUUCUGCUUAAUCUUUUUCUUUUUUACUAGAAAAUAAUAAAAAAUGUAAUGAUUGAAAAAUACAGCUAAGUCUUAAGCUUAAUGACAAAACAAUAUAAAUGAGGGAGCCCGGGUUGAGAAAUUCAAAUGAAAUAAGAAAUUUCAUUUCAAAAUGAAAAAGAGAAAUAGUACAAUGUAAAUAUUGAGGUAAAAAAAUACCGUUGUGUACAGAUUCAUUAUUGCAUGCACAUUAAAAUCUAAUUUACAUGUUUAUCAUAGCCAGUGAUGUUUCAGAUUUACUUCCUCCAGACUUUCAUUUUCUUUCUUUCUUAUUUCCUUAGUGCUCCUUUCACUCAAUCCUCCAGUUUUCCAUCAUUCCCUUCCUCCCUAAUUGCACUGGACUGA
Messenger RNA from Xyrichtys novacula (pearly razorfish), 1454 nucleotides. The record is from the annotation of a GenBank genome assembly. NCBI's taxonomy places the organism in Eukaryota, Metazoa, Chordata, Actinopteri, Labriformes, Labridae.